Molecule: messenger RNA, 1238 nt
Organism: Mercurialis annua (annual mercury)
Lineage: Eukaryota; Viridiplantae; Streptophyta; Magnoliopsida; Malpighiales; Euphorbiaceae
Product: fibrillin-5, chloroplastic
Exons: 7
Coding region: 289-1053 (254 amino acids)
Source: RefSeq, a predicted model, not a curated record
UAAAUAUUUUAUUCUGGAAUGCCAAGUCAUGAUAUAGCUGUGACAAUAAUGUAGACAUGGAACACAAUUGUUUUUCUUAUCAAUUCAUGGGAACUCUCCACCACAUGAUUCAUUACAUCAUCUUAUCUUACCAUUAACUUCUGUUGUUUCUGCCAAUAUAUUUUUAAACAAAUAGAGUCAAACAAUGCAAACCUCAUAGCCAAAACAAAUCUUUAUCCCAGUUUCCUGGCCAUGACUAAUAGUUAUUACAACAUCUUUAUAGCUUAAACAAAAAACUGCAUCAUUUUCAUGGCUAUCAAACUGGUCUACCCAUCUUCUCACUUAGUUCCUACAACACCCAGAAUCCGAAACGUUUCUAAAACAGCUUACCGGUCAGUAGCACAUCCAUGGAACAACAAUGCAAGACAUGCCGUCGCGUUUCAUAUCGCUAAAGUUGCAGAACAAACCUCCGGUUUAGUCGAAGAAGACGACGCCACACUUUCGCAGAUAAAACAGCAGCUUUACGCGUCACUCCAAGGAAGUAACAGAGGGAUUUUUGGAGUGAAAUCUGAAAAGAAAUCUGAGAUUCAUGGUCUAGUGGAGCUUUUAGAGUCUCAAAAUCCCAACCCAGAGCCUACUUUAAAUCUAGAUAAGGUGGGUGGUUGCUGGAAACUUGUGUACACUACAAUUACUAUAUUAGGAUCGAAAAGAACAAAGCUUGGACUCAGAGAUUUUAUCAGUUUGGGAGAUUUGUAUCAGAAUAUUGAUGUUGCUAAGGGCAAAGCAGUUAAUGUGAUAAAGUUCAAUGUUAGAGGAUUGAAUUUGUUCAAUGGACACCUUACAAUUCAGGCAUCUUUCAGCAUUUCAUCUAAAUCAAGAGUUGAAAUAAAUUAUGAGAAUUCAUACAUCACUCCUGAUCAGUUGAUGAACAUGUUUCGGAAGAACUACGAUCUGUUGCUCGGCAUCUUCAAUCCACAGGGUUGGCUCGACAUUACAUUUGUUGAUGAUAACAUGAGGAUAGGAAGGGAUGACAAAGGCAAUAUCUUCAUAUUAGAGAGAUCGGAAAGAGAUUGAUAAAAAAAAUUAUAAUCCUCUUACAAACUCACAAUUUUACACAUAUUUUAGUCAUACAAUCUUUUUAAAUUUUGCUUAUAUUGUUGUUUAUCUGUAGUUUAGCUUCAAUUUUAUGUAUGUAUUUAUAUGAUGUAUUCUCAAUUAAAACAUUAAUCUCUCCGAAUAAUAAUAAUUAUAGCAGGAAA